AUCUUGUGUAUCUUCAAGCUGUUUUGUCUUCAAGUAUUGUGAAUGUGUUUUAUUUUUUUUUUUUUGUAAUACUUAAUGCCUACCUGUACUGUAUGUAGUGUGAGAUUUAGCUGUAUGUAGCUAAGUCUCACACUUCAGCCUAGACCAGGGGUUUAGAUGUGGUCUAGGUGCGCAUUUAUUUCAGCAGGAGCACUGCUAGUGGAUUGGCGAUUGUAAAUUGCACCUAGGCAUGAAUGAGUGUGUGAAUGGCAUAUUCAGGGCAUAUUCCCAUCUCACACCCAGUGUUGCCGGGAUAGGCUCCGGAUCCACUGCGACCAUGACCAGGAGAAAACCACUUACUGAGGGUGAAUGAAUUAGUUAAUUCAGUUUAGCUUAAAUUAACAUUAUAUUCCAGAAUAUAGAGUUUAUUUAGACCAGCAGAGCCCUUUUCACUCUAAUCCUUUUCACCCUUUUCACGUUUUUCUCCCUAAUUUGGUCACUUCCCUCCCAUCAGCCAGCUCUCUCUUACCUUCCAGAGAGGAUGAAAGUUAACACGUGCUUCCUCUGAGACACGUGAAGCGAGCCAACUGCAUGUUUGCUUAUGUUUCAUCACAGGGCAGUCUAACACGCUCGGAGGAGAGCACUAUCUGCCCUCUUCCUCAUACAUUAGCUCAUGAGAUGCCCAUGAUUAGCCAGUUUUGCGUGAUUGACAGGGGAGAAACAGUAUGGCAUCCUUCACCACUCAGGAGCUUCAGCAGAGCUCAUUUAAAUAACAGUAACUAUUACAAUUGCUUAAAAUAAAUACCAACCCUUUUUGUACACGUUUGUUUUCCUUAAUUUUUUUUUUUUUUUUUUUGAAAGGGCUUAUUACCAAACACACUUGGUCCGUUUUCUUUCUGCAGCUGCAUCUCUUUCAUUCCGUCUAGCAUCCUGACCUUUUUCCCAGUAAUACCCACAUGCCCGUGUACUGGCGUCCCCAGUGAUUGCGUGUUGUCUCGGAUCAGCCUCAUUAUGUGUGGGUGAGAUAAUUGAUGAGCAGUUGCUCCCUCCCCCAGAGAGCGGAGGUGGACUUAGAGCCAGUGAAAAAGGGCACGCUCGGGAGUCCACUCAUUUGGUCUGAGCAGCGCUCUCAGUCACCUGUUGGAGCUCACCUGUUCACUUACUCUACAUCUCUCACUCUCAGCACAAUGGACAGUGCUGCUGCUUUUCUGCACGUGUGGGGUUUGUUCGAUCCAAAUGAUCAUGGCUACAUUGAGGGAAAGCACAUGGACGAGUUUUUCCGGCACAUUGUGAAGAAAUUAGGGAUGACAGAUAAGCUGAUAGAGGACAGACUGCAGCGACUACGAGACACGAGCGCAGAAGGCCGUCUGCAAAUCCAUCAGGUGGCCAGCAUCAUCCUGCCGGAGGAGGAGAACUUCCUGCUGCUGUUCCGCAGGGAGACGCCGCUGGACAACAGUGUGGAGUUCAUGAGGAUCUGGAGACGCUACGAUGCUGACAGCAGUGGAUUCAUAUCAGCUGUGGAACUGAAGAGUUUCCUUGAAGAUCUGUUUGAGCAGCACAACAAGAGCAUCACGCCAGACAAACUGGAGCUGUACACCAACACCAUGAUGAAGAUGUUUGACAAAAACCAAGAUGGCAACCUGGAUUUAAAUGAUCUGGCCAGAAUUCUGUCCUUAAAGGAGAACUUUCUGCUGAAGUUUGAGAUGGAUGCCUGCAGUCAAAAGGACAGAGCGAAAGAUUUUGAGAAAAUCUUUGCCCACUAUGAUGUGAGUAAAACAGGAGCCCUGGAAGGACCAGAGGUGGAUGGAUUCGUUAAAGACAUGAUGGAGCUGGUCAAGCCCAACCUGAGCGGCACAGACUUGGACAGGUUCAAACAGGCCCUGCUCAGCCACUGUGACGUCAACAGAGAUGGAAAGAUCCAGAAGAACGAGCUGGCGCUGUGUCUGGGGCUGAAGCUUGCUCCCUGAAGCACAGCACACACACACACACACACACACACACACAUACACACACACACUCACAGGCUACCUGCUAAUGCUAACACUGUCUAUAUAACAUUUCAAGCAAUAAUGCAUGAGGAAUAAAUACUGCAUUCAAUGUUCAUUUAAACCUUAUUAACUUGAAAACUUUGUGUAGUCAGGUUGGUGUUUACUUUUAAAAAUCUCUUCGAUGUAUGCUGUGUGUUUUCUUGAUCCUUCUGUUGUGAUAAGUAGAUAAAUGUGAUUUUGUGUUACGCAGCAAAAGGUGUACUGCUUUUUAAUUUAGCGCUCAGUUAUUUAGCAAAAACGGCAGCAAGAAAACUGAGUUCAAAGUGUCUUCAACUUAAAAACAGCUAACAGUUUACUUCCUUUAAAGUUAAUACUGAAAGAAAACGUAAUGCUCAAAAAACCAUGUCCUGACAAAGAAAGAAAAUGUUAAUGCUAAUAUCAUGGCUUCAUUUUACCUUCGAGUUCUGCACGUCCUGAUCAUAAAGAACGUUAUUAGUAUGUUCCUGUAAGAACAUUUGGUUGUAACGUUCUGAAAAUCCCGUGCUAAUGGUUAGCUUGAAGAUGCUGUUAGAACAUCGCUUACUAAAUUAACUAAAAGAAUUUUUGUGUUAGACAAAAAAAAAACAAAAAAACUAACAUUACAGUAAUGUUAGUGUUAAACAACUUUGCUGCAACAUUUUUAGUGGUAGGAACAUUAACAUUAAUGUCACUGUUAACACUAAUAUUAAUUACACACUAAAGUUGUGUGUAGGUUUUUUGUUUGUUUUGGGUUUUUUUUUUUUUGUACAACAAACCAAACUGAAAAUUGUGUGUAGCUGUAUAGCAAAAUGACAAAGUUGUAAUAUUUGUUCAGCUGAAAAAGACUUUAUAGGUGAUAAAUUUCUACAAGAUUUAGUUAAAGUUUAAUUUACGAGUUUGCCCCCUGUGUAUUGUGUCUGAAGUUUGUUUCGUUGGUUUUGCACUGCAGCUACAAUGCUGAUCUAGCUAACAAGUAAUGGAAAAUCUUUUCCAUUAAUGCUAUUUCAAAUCUUUGUGUACUUG
Messenger RNA from Pangasianodon hypophthalmus (striped catfish), 3008 nucleotides. RefSeq names its product secretagogin. The transcript is spliced from 11 exons. Lineage: Eukaryota; Metazoa; Chordata; Actinopteri; Siluriformes; Pangasiidae. Gene Ontology annotation, molecular function: calcium ion binding. Gene Ontology annotation, cellular component: nucleus; terminal bouton; dendrite. The record is from RefSeq and is a predicted model, not a curated record. The coding region runs from base 1011 to 1946 and encodes 311 amino acids. Gene Ontology annotation, biological process: regulation of presynaptic cytosolic calcium ion concentration; regulation of long-term synaptic potentiation.